AACAUAAUUUACAACGGCAACAACAACAACGGCGGAUUUCGAACAUCUUCCAACAACAGUUGCAGUAACAGCCUCACCAUAAGCAGCAACAACAUAAAUUCGAGCAACAGCAGCAGUGUUACGGUUACGGCCGACGCUGCGACUGUGGCUAUAGCUAAAGAUAUGUUACAAUUGCAUCAUGGUUCGGCAUUGAAUAAUAACAACAAUAACAACAACAACAUCAAUGAUGGCUUAAAUUCUUCACCUGCUCACAAUAACAACAACAGCAACAAUAAUUCCUCUUCAAAUUCUUCUGCCACGAUUAAUAAUCGUAACUCAACAACAGCAAAUACGAUGACGCUAGCAACCCCACCUGCCCCUCAACAACAACAGCAGCAACAAAUUCAACUGCAACCCCAACAAAGACCACCGCCACCUCCCGAACAUGCUGUGGGUUUUCUCAAAUAUGAAGACGAACUGUUAUACAUCACCGAAACCUGCACCGUUAUUGGACGCAAUUCCUCAACGUCCCAUGUCCAUUUCCAUGUGGCCGAAAACAAUUUGGUAUCCCGCAAACAUUUUCAAGUUUUAUUUGAUCCGGAGACACGAGAUUUCUACGUACAAUGUCUGAGUAAGAAUGGCAUCUUUGUUGAUGAUUUCUUGCAGCGACGCAAUGCGGAUCAUUUGAAAUUACCAGCCAGUUGCUAUUUUCGUUUUCCCAGCACCGAAAUACGCAUACAAUUCGAAAGUUUCUUGCAUACGGACUCGCCACCGGACUCAUUGACCGGCAGCCACACCAACAACAAUAACAUGAGUAAUAACUCCAUGAAUAAUAAUCAUCAUAAUAUAUCUUCAUCAUCUUCCUCCGCCUCUUCUCAUCAUAUAUUAAGUGGGCAUGGUGGUGGUGGUAGUGGUGGCGGUGUUGGCAUUUCGGCCAGUAAUGUUCAUCAAGUUAUUAUAUCACCUGCCUCGGCCGAUGAGUUGAACAAUCAACAACAGCAGCAUCAUCAUCAUCAGCAGCAACAGCAGCAGCAAUUGCAUGGUGGUGGACAUGUUGCUGGUGGAGUCGGCGUCCAACAGAUGCAACAUGUUACAUCGCAACAACAACAACAGCAUCAACAUCAUGCCACAACCGCUGGCGGCGUUGCAUCACAUUUGCUACCGGUGGAUAAUUCGAAUGUUAUUUAUUCGCCAUUGAAAAUAGCAAUACCUAAAAAGGAACAAAAGAGUCCUUAUUUAUCACCCACUGGUACAAUAAGUGCAGCCAAUAGUUGCCCGGCUAGUCCGCGUCAAGGUUUUCAUCAAAAUCAAAAUAACUAUAACAAUUAUAGUAAUAAUAAUAUACAAAAUCAACAAGAUUUAUUCCAAACCCCAUCAACCGCCAGUUAUAAUCAUAAUGAGAAACCACCCUACAGUUAUGCUCAAUUAAUUGUCCAGGCAAUAUCGGCGGCACCCGAUAAACAAUUAACACUGUCGGGCAUUUAUUCAUUCAUUGUCAAGCAUUAUCCAUAUUAUCGCAAGGAGACCAAUAAGGGUUGGCAAAAUUCCAUACGUCAUAAUCUCAGUCUAAAUAGGUAUUUUAUUAAAGUUGCUCGUUCUCAAGAUGAACCCGGUAAAGGUAGCUUCUGGCGCAUUGAUCCGGAUAGUGGUGCAAAACUAAUAGAUCAUAGUUAUAAAAAGCGACGUCAACGUAGCAGCCAGGGUUUUAGGCCACCCUAUGGUAUGCCACGUUCAGCUCCUGUUUCACCAAGUCACAUGGAAGAAUAUUCUGCGGAUAAUUCACGAGAAAGUUCACCAUUGCAAGAUAUUGUUUUACAAUCUGCACCCGGCUCUCCUGGUAUGUCAUUGGAAAAUCGUAAUGUUGAUAAUGAAAUUGUUUAUCAAAAUCAGAAUAUUCAACAAUUCGGUACCAAUAAUGCCCAUCAAUAUAGCAGCCCCUAUAUAACAAAUCAAAAUCAAGUUAUAUCACAGCAACAGCAGCAGCAUCAUCAAGAAAUCAGUGUCAGCAGUGCAGGUGGUGGUGGCGGUGGUGGUGGAGUUGGUGCUCUUAUUGCUCUCAAACGUAAUCAUGCAAUGGCUGCAGCUGGUACUAAUACAGCCGGAGGUGGUGGUGGUAAUACUGCAAUAACAACAAUGCAACAACAACAUCAACAGCCUAAUUUACAGGGUCUACAUCCAGAUAUAAUCUAUGAAGAGAUGCCAACAGAUUAUAGCGGCAAUAUUGUGGAAUCGGGUGAUGAAUGUGAUGCUGGCACUAAACGGCCCAAAGUCGAAGUACUCUGAUGUGUUAAAAAACGCAAAAUGAAAAAGCAACAACAGCAGCAGCAACAACAAUUAUUAUCGAAAAGAAUGGCGGCAAACAGCAGUAGCAGCAGCGGUGUUGCUGCUGCAGCAGCAUCAUCACCAGCAACUACCACGGUCGUUGUUGUUGUCGGCAAAUAA
This is a messenger RNA of Musca vetustissima, 2421 nucleotides long. RefSeq names its product forkhead box protein K1 (gene FoxK). The transcript is spliced from 8 exons. Gene Ontology annotation, molecular function: protein binding; RNA polymerase II cis-regulatory region sequence-specific DNA binding; DNA-binding transcription factor activity, RNA polymerase II-specific. The record is from RefSeq and is a predicted model, not a curated record. Lineage: Eukaryota; Metazoa; Arthropoda; Insecta; Diptera; Muscidae. The annotation marks the transcript as partial. Gene Ontology annotation, biological process: regulation of transcription by RNA polymerase II.